Messenger RNA from Hylaeus volcanicus, 1392 nucleotides. It is a transcript of the gene mora, whose product is annotated as cysteine and histidine-rich domain-containing protein morgana. Bases 164 to 1183 code for a protein of 339 amino acids. The transcript has 4 exons. Lineage: Eukaryota; Metazoa; Arthropoda; Insecta; Hymenoptera; Colletidae. The record is from RefSeq and is a predicted model, not a curated record.
GAUCUUUCCAGGGCUUUCUGGAUGAAUCUACUGAUCUCCCCUUCUCGUCGCAUGGUUGGGAAGAAUCCAUAACAUCAAGCCUCUAGUGGAGUAGUGUGGAGUAGUGCAGCUGAUCCUUGUAGUGACGUAUUGUAUUUUUGAAUGAUCUAGAAUAGAAUUAAAAAUGUCGCAGGAGGCAACUUUGUUGCAUUGCUACAAUCGUGGCUGUGGAAAAAAGUUUGAUCCAGACGAUAAUAAGGAAGGGGACUGUAUCCAUCACCCUGGUUAUCCUGUAUUUCAUGAUGCUUAUAAAGGGUGGUCUUGUUGUAACAAAAAGUGUACAGAUUUCACAGAAUUUUUGAACAUCAAAGGCUGUACAAAGUCACAACAUUCGAAUAUAAAACCACCAGAGUUAGAGAAACCUGUUGUUGAUAAAUCUAAGUCUAAUGAAGUAAUCAUAGUAACUGCUCCUCUGAAUAAUGGAUCUGCCUUAGAAAGGCCUCCAUUUGACACUCCACAAGUUAUUAUUACACCAACUGUUUCAUCCACAUUGCUAGAACAAAUUAAAGGGUUAACUUUUUCACAAUUAGAGAAUGUGUCUGAGACUAAAGUUGAAAUAGGACAAAGUUGUAAAAAUAAUGCAUGCAAAGGUGUAUAUAAUGGUCCUGCAUCUGAUGAUGAAAUAUGUAAUCAUCAUCCUGGCUCUCCUAUUUUCCAUGAAGGAAUGAAGUAUUGGUCGUGCUGUAGAAAAAAAACUACAGACUUCUCUACUUUCUUAGAACAACCAGGGUGCACGCAAGGAAAACAUGCAUGGGUUUCUAAGAAUACCAGUAAACAAAAAGAAUGCAGAUUGGAUUGGCAUCAAACAGGAACAUUUGUUGUAGUUUCUAUCUUUGCAAAAAGAUAUAAACCAAACCAAUCAGUUAUUAAAUUAAAUCCUAUACGUCUAUCCGUGGAUUUACUGUUUGCAGAAGAUAAUUCAAGAUAUGCCAUUGAUUUAGAGUUAAGAGGGGUUGUUGAUAUUAGUCAAAGCAGCGCUAACAUGCUUCCUACCAAAGUAGAAAUUAAAUUGAAGAAAGCUGAACCUGGAUCAUGGGCAAAGCUCUAUUUUUGUAGAGAAAAUAAAGUAGGAACUGAAGAAAAUACCCAAAACGAAGAGAAUAUUAGCGCACAAGUGGACGCUGUCGAUCUUAGCGAUCUUUAAACAUUCGUGUUUGAAUAUUUUGUUAAAAAAAUAAUUAUAGUUCGUGUAUCUAUGUUAUUUAUAAGAAUGGUAAUUUAAUUUUAAAAUAUAAAUAAAUAUUAUUUUCUUAACGUCGUCGGAAUUGCGUUUCCGAAAAAAUGAAAAUAAUUAGUAGUCACUUUGUUAUUUUCAUAUAUUAAAAAUGUCCAGGACUAAACUUUGAUAUUGAA